Messenger RNA from Sorghum bicolor (sorghum), 1375 nucleotides. RefSeq names its product glyoxylate/hydroxypyruvate reductase HPR3. The coding region runs from base 72 to 1079 and encodes 335 amino acids. The record is from RefSeq and is a predicted model, not a curated record. Gene Ontology annotation, molecular function: NAD binding; glyoxylate reductase (NADPH) activity; hydroxypyruvate reductase [NAD(P)H] activity. Gene Ontology annotation, cellular component: cytosol. The transcript is spliced from 2 exons. Lineage: Eukaryota; Viridiplantae; Streptophyta; Magnoliopsida; Poales; Poaceae.
UAUAGUUAACAAAUGUAAGAUGAAAAAAUCUAUUCGACAAAACGCGCACACUGCAGCUAGUCAACUCAGCCAUGGCAGGAGGCGGCGGCGAGCAACGGGUGGACCCGGUCCCGGCCGUGCUCUUCAUCCGCCGCCCGGGCGCGCCCUUCUGCGACGCGAUGCACCAGCGCUUCCGCGUGCUGGAGCUGGCCACGCGGGCCUCGACCGAGCAGGCAGCCGCUUUCCUCGCGGCGGCGGCGGCCGAGCCAGACCCGCCUCGCGCCGCGGUGGUCAUGGGAGGCCGCUCCGUCCGCGCGGACGCCGCGUUCCUCGACGCCGUGCCCUCCGUCCGCUGCCUCCUCAGCACGGCCGCGGGCGUUGACCACAUCGACCUCGCCGAGUGCGCGCGCCGCGGCGUCGCCGUCGCCAACUCAGGGACGGUCUACUCCGCCGACGUCGCGGACCACGCCGUCGGCAUGCUCGUCGACGUGCUUCGGCGCGUCUCGGCGGCGGAGCGGUUCGUCCGGCGCCGGCUCUGGCCGCUGCAGGAGGGCGGCUACCCUCUCGGCUCCAAGCUUGGCGGCAAGCGUGUGGGCAUCAUCGGAUUGGGCAACAUUGGCUCUUUGAUUGCAAAGAGGCUUGAAGCUUUUGGCUGUGUCAUCUACUACAAUUCCAGAAGACCCAAGGAUUCAGUCUCUUACAGAUACUUCCCCAAUGUUCACGAUCUUGCUUCUGAAUCAGACAUCCUCGUCGUUGCCUGCGCAUUGAACAAGGAGACGAGGCACAUUGUGGACAAGGAUGUUCUGGAAGCCCUAGGGAAGGAUGGGAUCGUCAUAAACAUCGGCCGAGGCGCCAACAUCGACGAGGCCGCCUUAGUCAGUGCACUGAAAGAUGGAAGGAUUGCAGGAGCUGGCCUCGAUGUCUUUGAGAAUGAACCCAAGGUGCCUGUAGAGCUCUUGUCCAUGGACAAUGUGGUGCUGACGCCUCAUUCAGCAGUUUUCACGGCAGAGUCGAGGUCGGACCUGUGCGAGCACCUGAUUUGCAACCUCGAAGCUUUCUUUGCCGGGAAGCCAUUGAUCACGCCCGUGCUGCUGCCUUGACAGAGUAGGUCGUGUUGCAGUGCAGGCUAGUUCAGUCCAGCUAUUGGGACUUGGGAGGUAACAAUAUUUUUAUCACGAGCUAGAGGAGUACAGGUAUUGAAAUUGUUGUUUGUAUUGCAUUGCUGCAAAGUGCAGGGUUGUGUUUCUUAUAAAAUACAUCAAUUAUAUUACUCAAAAAAAAAUACAUCAAUUAUAUUCAUUCACUGUAAAGGGAGUGUCUCAUCAUCAGAACUUUAAGUUCUGUAUGUAAAAGACCACUCUAAUCAUCAAGCCAGGGCUUUGUUUAGUUUCGAAAA